Ectocarpus siliculosus is the source of this 2225-nucleotide messenger RNA. The record is from the annotation of a GenBank genome assembly. NCBI's taxonomy places the organism in Eukaryota, Phaeophyceae, Ectocarpales, Ectocarpaceae.
AUGCUUCAACGGUCGCUUGGUGCCGAGACCGAUUCGAAGGUUUAUGAGAAGAACCUCCACGACACCAUGGCAGAGUUCCCCGAGCUUAGGAAGCAGCGCAAGAUCGAUUACUAUCGGGUAUUCAAGCUCAUGGACGAGAAGGACAACGCUAGGGAGCGCCGCAGGAAGGUUUUCGAGUAUUUCAACGGCGCUAUUUCCAGACAAAACAACUUCCAGACGGGAGAAAUCUACGAGGUCUCCCGAGAGCUGCUGAUGCUAGUAGACGAGUUUCGGGAGUUGCUGGAUCGGCUGUUCUCGUGGUGUGAUUUGUGUUUGCCGGGGAACGAUCAGGCGUUUGCGGAGUCGCACCGCCAGAAGAUUCAGAAGUUUCAGGUCCAGAUCGUCCAAGAGAUGAAGCGAUCGAACAGCGCUCGCUCUCAGGAGGUGGACGGGGGCAACCUAGAAGCGUGGGAAAAGGCUCACCACGACUUGCUUACGUCGCAGGAGGCGAACGCCUACUUGCAAAUGGGACGGAGUUGGGAGCAGAUCUUGGAGUCCCUGUUGCUCCUGUACAACUAUUGGAAGGUGAAUCUGAAGGACGACAACAUCGUAUUCGGGGACGCGGGGAAGUCCACCGGCAACGAUUACUUCGCUUGACUUGAAUGAGGAUUAUCAGCCAUUUUGGUGCUUGUUCGCGGCAACGCGUCCCGGAUGCAUGUCAAGGCGAAUCAAGCGGGAUCAGUCAUCCGCGCCGGAAUGUAGCACAGGGAGUAAACCUGUUGCUCGGAGGACGGAGGCGUCACAACUGCAGGCUUGGCGUAGGACGGCCUUGUACUCUGCUACAUUGUCCCUCGGUAUUGUAGACACACCGUGUUUCGUUGUUCUGUUGUCGUGGGGUUCUUCGGUGUAAGUAAACGUGUGAUACAUCCAUCCGUGUCCUGGUGUAACAUUUCUUGAGAGCACAGCUGCAGCUGAAAGAGGAGAGCAGCAAAGGUGCCACUUUAUGAAUGGGUCGGAAAACGGUUGUCUCUAGCAGCCGGCCGGCCGUGUUGUGGCGGUUGGUAUUUAUAUGAAAGGUCUUUGUGCCUCUCUUAUGCAUAUUUGCAUCGCGUCUAUGCUCAGCUUCGGCAUUAUUAUUAAAGGUUUUGCGAAGCGUUUUGUUUCCAACGACGCGGGGAUAUUGUGCGCCGUCUCUAGAAUCUAGCAAGCUACAGAGCCUUUGCCGCUGAGCAGGAGCGACAGGUUGUAUUGGGGAUGACUUUCGUGGAAAUCAUGUCCUAUGUUGCAACGAGCGGUUACGCGGUAGCUUUUUUGUUUAGCGAUUUCUCCACGUCAAUACCCUCCUCGUAUCCUGGCUAGUGCGGAACCGGAAUCGGUGUGUGUGUACUGUAGUUCGACUCCGGGUGUGGCUCUUACGACACCAGGAUGGUCCGCUGUAAGGCAUGCCUUGGGAGUACUUCCCAGUAGAUGAUGUCGCGUUUGUGUGCCAGUGCACACUGCACCGACAGACGGGGACAGAUGUUGAGCACUCAUGCCUCGAAGACAAACAAGUGUGCGUGUGUGUUGGUGUUGAUGCAUUGUUACAAGCAACGGCUGGAGCAUGUUCUGCUAUAGACCUCUCGCCUCUAUGUCAGACUCCAGUUGUGUGUUUUUCGAUUACGGGUUAGUGUAGUAUCUGUUCUCUGCAUGAAAUAGGCCCCAGCAGUUACUGACUCACACGCUUGAUGAGGUACUAUGUCACUGUUUGUGUGCAUCUUGUGCUUUCUGAAUGAUCUCGGGCGGGGUCAACAGUUGUCUUAAAUCAUACUGUAGGGGCUCUGGAAUUGUCGAGAGAGCGCAUUUGAAAAAAGUCCGUGGCUUUUGCUCUACUCGUGUGGGAUACCACAACGGUUUUGUCGCUUUACGUUCUGACGGACGAAUCGCACCCGACUUUUAAAGUUGAAUUUUUUUCAGUUUUUUUUUGCGUAACAUGGCUUUUCCCGUUUUUUGCUGUGACGCCGAAGAUUUUUGUUUCGUUUUCAAAGUCGUUUGGUUGGAUUGAAGUGAAGCGGGUUGGUGUACUUGCGAUGGACAGUGUGCCCUACAUGAAAUCUCGACAGAGAAACGGGGUUCGGUUUCGGAGCGAACACCAAGCGAGGCGUUUGCCCCUCUGAUAAGAUGUUAAUGACGCUACGGGUACACGACGAUCCGGACCUACGACUGCGGCCCCGCCCUCGGCGGCAGUCGGGCAACGGAAGUGCUAACAG